AGUAGCUGGAAGGACAAGAAGAUAGAACAUCAUGGCCCUACUCCUAUUUUUUUUUUUCUUAAAAGCAAAAGCAAGAAAGUUGAUUAGAAAAGCAAGCAGCAAAGGUGUUUAUUAUAAAAGCAAGAAACUCCCCCACCUUGUCAUCAAGAGGAUGAUGAUGAUGAUCAGAAGCCAAGAAAAUCUCAGAAAUAAGUCUAUUGGUAUCUCAGAUGAUCACAUUAUCCCUACUUCUACAUGUCCAACCUGGAAACUAUACGAAAACCCUUUCUAUAAUUCACAAAAUCCUCUUCAACAAUACACUCCUCUCCGAAUUCAGCACAACAACAAUAAUAAGCAAAUUCAUCGACUCAAUCUCCCAAUAUCUGCUAGGAAAAUUGCAGCAUCCUUUUGGGAUCUCACCUUUAUCAGGCCCUUUAUGGACUCUGAGCUGGAGAUUGCUCGAGCCCAAGUCGCUGAAUUGAAGGCAAAAGUAGAACAUGAGCGCAAGGCGCGUAAGAAGUUGGAGUGGAUGAAUAAGAAGAUUGCUAGAGAGCUCUCUGAAGAGAAAAAAGGGAGAGAAGCGUUGGAACGAGUAUGCGAAGAACUUGCCAAUCAUAUAUCGUCGGAUAAAGCAGAGAUGAAUCGGUUGAGAAAAGAUAUGGAAGAGGAGAGGAAAAUGAUGCGGGUGGCUGAGGUUAUGAGGGAGGAAAGAGUUCAAAUGAAGCUAACAGAGGCUAAAUAUUUAUUGGAAGACAAGUUGUUGGAAUUGGAAGCAACCAAGAAAAUGUUACAAACAGAGCAGAAGAUUGAAGAAAACAUCAACAACAACUAUAACGCUGAUGAAACAGGAACAAGUAGGCCUGAUCACAAGUCUAUUUGUGGUUCUAAUUUUCAUCAGUACCAAGUGACGAUUCAUCGAAGAAACCAUUCACAAGAAGCUGAAAAUCCACACAUCAAACGAGGGAUCAAAGGAUUUGUCGAAUUCCCAAAGGUUGUCAGAGCUAUUAGUUCCAAAAGCAGACAUUGGGGUACGAAGUUGGAGUGCCAAAAGGCUCAACUUAGGAUAUUACUGAAACAAAAGUGUCCUAUCCGAUCCAAUGUUCUUCUAACAACCUCAUAAUAAAGUUUUUAACUUUGGAUUGUUAUUCCAUAUGGUUCAUCCAAAGAUACUAUUACUCAUCCAAUUGAAUGGUAAUACCAUAAAGUUAGUUUGUAGUGCCAUUUUCUUUCUUUGUUUAAGCCUUGAUUGAAUUUUCUGUUAGGCCUAGAGAAUCUAUUUUGUUUUUGUGAGUUUUGUGAUAUUGUAAUUUGUAAAUGUAUAAUUUCUCUAGGUUGUUUUUUAUGAUCUAAUUCACUUGGAAAUGGUAUGAUUAUGGUUACAUGGA
Messenger RNA from Solanum tuberosum (potato), 1364 nucleotides. Its product is annotated as protein BRANCHLESS TRICHOME. The transcript has a single exon. The record is from RefSeq and is a predicted model, not a curated record. Bases 32 to 1099 code for a protein of 355 amino acids. Lineage: Eukaryota; Viridiplantae; Streptophyta; Magnoliopsida; Solanales; Solanaceae.